This is a messenger RNA of Perkinsus marinus ATCC 50983, 752 nucleotides long. RefSeq names its product Meiotic spindle formation protein mei-1, putative. The record is from RefSeq and is a predicted model, not a curated record. Lineage: Eukaryota; Perkinsozoa; Perkinsida; Perkinsidae. Gene Ontology annotation, molecular function: ATP binding; ATP hydrolysis activity. The transcript has 4 exons. The annotation marks the transcript as partial.
GUACCGGCAAGACCAUGUUGGGACGAUGGAUAGCCUCUAAAGUGAAUGCCACUUUCAUAAACGUGUCGGCAUCAAUUCUUUUCUCGAAAUGGAUCGGGGAGAGUGAGAAAAUGGUGAAUACCUUAUUCCAAGUGGCUGAUCAUUACCAACCAACAGUCAUAUUCAUUGAUGAGGUAGAUAGUAUUCUCGGUGCAAGAUCCGAAGGGGACCACGAGUCCACGAGACGAUUAAAGAAUGAGUUCCUUGCCGCUCUGGAUGGUAUCACCAGCAGACCCGAGUCUCGAAUACUCUUCCUUGGAGCGACCAAUCUACCCUGGCAGAUUGACGCUGCCGCAUUGAGGAGAUUCCCCAAAAAGCUGUACACCCCGCUGCCCGGCAUAGGAGCUCGGAAGUAUCUAAUCACCAGGUUACUGGAUCUACAUCAUGCUAGCAUAUUGACUGAGACACCAGCCGGUCUCAAUGAAGAAGUCAUACAUCGAGUGUCAGAGAGUACCGAGGGAUAUUCUGGGAGUGACAUCAAACAGUUGAUGUGCGCCGCUGCGAUAGUACCCAUACGGGAAGCCUUGGCCAAAAUUGUAUCAUCGGGUGACGAGGAGGAAUAUUCUAAUGUUAUUCCUCGACCGCUGGGCAAGGCUGAUCUCGACGAUGCGCUUGCCCACAGUCAUGCCAGUGAUGCUAAGCUUGAGGAGUAUAUCGAGUGGAAUGAUAAAUUCGGAUCAUGGCCCACUCAAGUUGUUAUGCAUGACGAAUAA